Messenger RNA from Ictalurus furcatus (blue catfish), 5362 nucleotides. RefSeq names its product striatin, calmodulin binding protein 4 (gene strn4). The transcript has 16 exons. Gene Ontology annotation, molecular function: armadillo repeat domain binding; calmodulin binding; protein phosphatase 2A binding. Lineage: Eukaryota; Metazoa; Chordata; Actinopteri; Siluriformes; Ictaluridae. Bases 122 to 2284 code for a protein of 720 amino acids. The record is from RefSeq and is a predicted model, not a curated record. Gene Ontology annotation, cellular component: dendrite.
GGCCACUGGUUGAGAAAGAAUGGAGACGGCUUUGGACGAGUGUUAGUGACUGGGUACAUCUGCCCUUUGUUUUCCUUUGAUAUUUCUACCUAUUUGCUUUGGGGACGGUGUGCACACUAUAAUGGACGCGGAGAUAUCCGGUGGGAUUGGCGGCGGAGCGAAUCAGAGCCAUGUGGGCAGCGGUACCGGCCGAAAUCCGAACGGGCCGAGCGUGUCUGUAGCACCGAGCGCAGCCGGGGCGAUGCCUGCAUCCUUCCAUCCACGGGAACAGCAGGACGGGGAGGCAGUGGGCCUGUCCCUGCCCGGGAUUUUACACUUUAUCCAGUAUGAAUGGGGUCGAUUUCAGGCAGAAAAAUGUCGAUGGGAAGCCGAGAGAGAUGAACUUCGGGCACAGGUGGCAUUUCUGCAGGGAGAGAGGAAAGGGCAGGAGAGCAUGAAGCAAGAUCUGGUGAGGCGGAUCAAAAUGCUAGAGUAUGCCCUUAAACAAGAAAGGGCCAAAUAUCAGAAAUUGAAGACCGGCACUGAUCAGAGUCCAGAGAAGAAGCCAGAGACUAAGAAUGAACCAAUACCCAAUGGUCAAGGAGAAUUUGACAAGGAGACAACCAGUCAAACGGCAUGGAAGGAGGGCCGUCAGUUGUUGCGCAAGUACCUGGAAGAGGUGGGUUAUUCUGACACGAUACUGAACAUGCGCUCUAAACGAGUCAAGUCUCUGUUGGGUCGUUGUAGCCCGGAGGUAAAUGGGCCUCUGCCACAUGAUCCUUCCCCAGAACCCAAGCCCCAUGGUGGAGGAGAUUCCCUGCUUGUACGCCAGAUAGAGGAGCAGAUCAAAAGAAAUGCUGGAAAAGAAGGUUCUACAGAGCACACUGGCAGGUCAGUACUGGAUAAAAUUCCUUUCCUGCGUAGCUGUGAUGAUGAAGAUGACAGUGACGAAGAUGAUGAUUUCCAGGGAAUAGCCACAGAUUGCAUUGAUGGACCACAUAAAAACAAGAAAUCCAGAGGCAAGAUUUUUGGAGAACCCAUGACUACAGGUGUAGAUCCUGAGGACGAAGAAGAUGAGGAUGAUUCAGAAGACGCCCUCAGCGAAUUUGAUUUCCUGGGUUCGGGGGAAGAGGGCGAGGGGGCUGGGGAGGCAUGCAUUUCGGGAGAUGGCCGAGAGCUAGGAUGCACUCUAGGCUUCUCAUCUGAUGUCUUCAUACUGGAUACAGUUGGAGGAGGGGAUAUAAAUCUGGGCGAGUUGGCUGACCUUACUGUUGCUAAUGACUUCACCAUUGAUCAACAGGACAGUCAGGAGGAGUUUAAGAAGACAUGGAAUCCACGCUUUACGCUCCGGAGCCACUUUGAUGCGAUCCGAGCCCUGACCUUUCACCCUUCUCAGCCUGUGCUGUUGACAGCUUCUGAGGAUGGAACACUAAAGCUCUGGAACCUGAACAAGACAAUGCAUUCGAAAAAGAGUGCAGCACUGGACGUUGAACCUAUUUACACUUUCCGAGGUCACAGUGGAGCAGUCCUCUCUCUAGCCAUGGGCGAGGAAGAAAAGUACUGCUACAGUGGAGGUGUGGAUGGAAGCAUACGUUGUUGGAAAUGUCCAGACCUUAAUGUGGAUCCUUAUGACAACUAUGACCAAGGUGUUGAGAGUGCUGUGUUAUUAGGACAUGAGGAUUCAGUGUGGGAUCUGGCAUAUUCAUCCAACCUAAAGCGCCUGGCCUCCUGCUCAGCAGAUGGGACUGUGCGUAUCUGGGAUACUCAGAGCUCCACACCCUGUAUAGCUGUUUUCAACAAAGAGAAAGAGCACGGAACUCCUACUUCCAUUGCCUUUGGGAAUGUAGACCUGUCCCAGGCUGUUGUGUCCUUUGAUGCUGGUGAGACAGUCCUCUACGACCUCAACACAGAGCAAAGCAUCAUGGUCCUAGAGCCCCAGACAAAGGAUGGCAAUCAGCUGAUUAACUGUGUGGUCAGCCAUCCAUCCCAACCAAUCUCAGUCACUGCCCACGAGAACCGUACCAUCCGCUUCAUGGACAACAAGACAGGGAAAGUGAUUCACUCGAUGGUGGCUCAUCUAGAUGCAGUCACCUGCCUUACCACUGACCCUAAAGGCAGUUACCUCAUCUCUGGCAGUCAUGAUUGCUCAGUUCGCUUGUGGAUGCUGGAUAAUCACACAUGUGUACAGGAGAUCACAGCCCAUAGGAAAAAGCAUGACGAGGCCAUCCACGAUGUGGCUUUCCACCCUUCACAGCCCCUCAUUGCCAGUGCAGGAGCUGAUUCCCUCGCCAAGAUCUUCAUUUGACCUUCUUGUCAUCACGACUAAUUCUCAACCAUCAUUGGUUAGUGUAAAUAGGGUUUUCCCAAACCUAAACAUUUAACACUGAGAUUGAUCAACAGGCCCAGGCAAGCGUAGAAAGCAGUACACUAAUCGCACACUCUAAACGUUCUUCCUGUCUCCGUAGCAACAGUAAUGCACCGAUAUGAAAAUCGCAGGCUGAUACAGGUAGCUCGAUCGCUCUGAUUCACUCAUUUCUGUCCAUAAUCUUACACCGUAUGCGCACACACACACACAAACACACACACACACACCCACCCAUAAAGGUUAAACAUUUACUUAUUGUGUGAAAUGUCCUCACAUGUCUGCAAAUGAAAGAUAUUAUUGCGAAGGGAACAUUUUUUAUCCUGAGUUUAGGUAAACUGAUUACAGUAUUAAAUUCUGAUUGAUUACAGUUCUUAAAUUCAGUAUUCUUAAAAAAAGAAAGUGACUGUUGUCUGAGCUUGUAAUUUUAUACUUCUACAAACAAAGCAUACAAUUCCACAGUUCACCUCAAAUAAACCAUAAAAGGUGAAAAUUGUGCAAACCAGCCAUUUCUAAACAAUUAGGCAGGGGAAAGAACUCGUUUCUAAUCCACACUUCGAUUUGGUGCAUAUUUUACGUGUAUACCGCCACCUAGUGUAUGGAUAUGUGCCAUACGUUAGUCACUUUUCACCUGAACGACACGUGUUGUGAGUGCAUACAGCUAUCUGAUUUAUCGGAGACCCUUCGCACACUACUGAUUUAUACGCCAUGACUGACACCUGUUAAAAUCUUAAAAUAGAUCAAAAACGAUCUAUUAAACACUAAGGCUAUCAUGAUUUCGGUAAGGUUCGGAUCUAGUUUGGGUCGUUUAUAUGACUGAGUGGGAUAUCGUAUAACCUUUGUUGGUUGUUAGAACACUAUUGCGUCUCUGAGUUUUCCCUUCCUCGCCUUCACUCGUACAUCUACACUAACAUUACCUGCACACAAAGAAAACCCAAUGGCCUGAGUAAUAGACACGGGACUCUAUAUCCAUAAUGCCAAUGCUUCCAUUUGUUUUUGAAAAUCUAUACAGAAUGGAGAUGGUAGGUCUCAUUCGUUUCCAGUCUGUUUAGUGUAUUGAAAUCAUACCAUCAUGAGAACACUGACUGAUCAACUGACUGUUGUACAUACAUUAUACCCAAACCAUCAUGUUUGUGUGUGCGCAUGUGCGUUUAUUUGAAUUCACCACCAUAUGCAUUCAUAUCGAUCGUGGUCAAAUUUUCAUUAAUAAUUUGUGUGCUAAAGACUUUUACUGUUAUAUCUGUAAUGAUAGAAGGUUGGCUGGGCAGCUACAAGAAAUCAUUUUCAUAUGCACAAUGAUGGAUUAUGGUGUGUGUGGUGUAUGUGCUGUUCACAGCCCACUGUCUCACAAAUUUUGGUGCUAAAUUCUUCAGUAUCAGGGAAGCGUUGGACGUAUUAUUUCUCCCUUGCUUACAUCUGGUACAGGCCUGCUAUUGCUUUGCUGUUUCAGAAGAAACAACCUAGUGAACUUCAAAUUUUCACUGGUGUGCUUUCUGUUUCUGCACCGGGGUACGAGUGAGUGACUGAAGGAAUGAAAGAAAGUAAAGAACGUGAAUACUUUGCUAGUAGGAUUUCCCCCUGCUAUUGCUUUAAAACUACCAUGAUCUGAGAAUACUGCUUUUCUGUCGUGGUUAAAAUAUUAUACAGACUUUUAAACACUAUCAAUAGACAUAGAGUCAUUUAUCUGCCGGAUAAGAGCUUUGGUUUUCUGUAGCAGCAUUUUGUGUGCCCUGUCACUUGGGGAACACCGAGUGAGACGUCUGGCUAACUUAAGAUGCGCAUUUGCUUCCUAUUAGUCCAGAAAAGUUGAGAAAUCGUGGAGAAAAGCUCUCCAAGAGCCAUGGAAAAGAAAAGAACAGAGGGUUGUGAGGAACGCGAAGUACAACACAUGUAGUUAGCUCGUCUUCAUAGACAACGGCAUGAUGGAGCAAACCAGGUGAUGGAAGGGACUGAAAAUUCAAUAUCAUCCAUAUUAGUUGUUUUGUUUAGUUAUCUCCUUUAACUGUCCUUUAAGAGAAAUUCCUGGAGGCACGGUUGGUAAGCUGUGCACAGAUGAAAGACCGAAUGCAGUAACUCUCUCUCAUUUACACCAACUGUAACAGAGAUGUAUUGCAUUUAUUCAGAUUUCUGUCCAUCCUAGAGUUCAGACGUACUCCCGUCCAAGCUUUGUGCAGGUUCGUCUCCAUUGGGACGGUUACAGUGAAGUAUGACGAUAAUCCCUUUAGCGACUAUAGUGCAAGCUAAUUGUCCAGUCAUUGCUUAAUUAAGCACACAACUUUAGAUUAAUUCAUUUUACAUAUUAAUUCUUAAGGGCUAACUUAAGAAUUCACACUAAUUAAUGGAUAUCUUUAGGCCACAUUGCAUUCGUAACUGAGAUUGUUUUAUCAUGACAUUUUAUCCUAUAGAUUAUAGACUGUGUGUCUGCAUAUAAAGUUUUCCUAAACCCCCUCUUUCUGCAGGUUUGAAGCGGUUGAUUUUAUUAUAAUUGAGUAGGUUUAUUAGGAUAUAUUAAUCAGAAUAUAUAUAUUUUAAAAGCAGCUGCCAUUGCACAAACCUCUGCUUUUGCAAACUUUUAUAAGUUCCUUUUCUUCACCUGAAUGACCAUCUUUAAUAUAAUUGAUAAGAGUGUCAUAAGAGAACACAUCGUUUUUACUAGGCUUAAAAACUGGAGUUAUUUAAAGGCAGGUCAGUCCAAUGCCAAGAUCAAAGGACACUCUGUCUAAUGUAUAUUGUUUAUGGCAAUUUAUCACUGUGUGAUAUUUUGUACAUCAUAUUAAGCUGCAUUCAAACAUUAUCCUUUAACACCACAGGAUCAAAGCCUGCAUUUUAUUUAUUUUUUUUUUGUUAUACAUAUUUUCAAACUGCAUUAUAGCUUCUAUCAAAUUAAACUAUUAUAUGUUUCCUGUCGUUCCAAUUUUGUUUUUGUUUGCAGUUCUUUUUUUUGUUGUUAUUUGAAAAGUAAAAAAAAUAAAGAAAGAAAGAAAAUAAAGUUGGUUUUGUACAUAGAGUGCAAUACAGCAA